AUGGGGAUUGUCCGAUGGACUUAUGGGAUAGUGCGUUGGAAGUUAGAGAUUCAUGAGCAUGGGAGGCGUCAGAAGCAUAAUUACUUAAAAUCUGGAUUUGGGUUAACUAUUGUUGAGCUUCACAACAAGAUCAUCAAGUUUCCGCUCGUUGAGCCUAAAGAGGCUGUCUUACGUUACGCUUUGUCGCACCAACAAGCCGAAGUAGUCGUGCACGUGGACAACAUACGCAUACACGUGUCCAAGGUAGGGUUUCACAAGGGACGAGGCGUGGAGAAUCAGAUAGCAGAUUGUUACUCGGAGGAGACGUACUUCUCAUCGCGGGUACAGGUCUGGGUCGGGCCGGAAAUUGGGUCGAGCCACGUGUCCUGGCUAAGCCUAGGACGGUCAACAAAGAACGAGGAGAGAGAGAUAGAGGUGACAAGGGUGCUAAAGGGAAAUUUCGGGAAAGGGAAAGUGGCUCCGAGAGUGAAGGCAAGAGCAAGAAUGUCGACGAGGAGGAAGAUUAAGGAUUGGAGAAUCGAGCAAGAAAGCGAAGGAAAAGCUGCGGUUUUCAAUGCGGUGUUGUACGAUAGAGAAAGCGGCCAAGAAGUGACAAUGGUGAAGCCGAAUCAUGAGAGUUAUAAGAAUUUGUUUACGAAGAGUGGAGGGUUGGUUUUUGGAAGGGAUGAGUAUGGAGAUGAAGUUGGAUGGAGAGUUGGGAGAGAGAUGGAAGGAAGCGUGUUGAAAUGGAGAAUGGGUGGCAAAAUUUGGUUAACUUUGAACACUUUGUUUUAUGAGACUAGAUGUGUGGAGUGGUGUGAUGAGGUUGAUUUGCCAUUGCUUCCCACUUCUUAG
Arabis nemorensis is the source of this 834-nucleotide messenger RNA. The record is from the annotation of a GenBank genome assembly. NCBI's taxonomy places the organism in Eukaryota, Viridiplantae, Streptophyta, Magnoliopsida, Brassicales, Brassicaceae.